AUUGAUGAAUUUGGCAAAUGUAGCAGGGCCGCGCCAAUGCGGAUUAUCUUUUUCCGCGAUGGUCUUUCCGAAGGAGAAUACAGCAUCAUGGGGAAAGAUCGGAUUGAGGACAUUGAAGGCGAAUUAGUCCAGCGACAGCCAUUUCUUGGUUUGAGCAUGUCAAUUAGGGGCGAUUUACCUCCAGUCGCACAUUUGUAUGGCUAG
Messenger RNA from Suillus paluster, 204 nucleotides. RefSeq lists its product as uncharacterized. The transcript has a single exon. Lineage: Eukaryota; Fungi; Basidiomycota; Agaricomycetes; Boletales; Suillaceae. The annotation marks the transcript as partial. The record is from RefSeq and is a predicted model, not a curated record. Gene Ontology annotation, molecular function: nucleic acid binding.